GCCGAGCAAAGCACAUAGGGCUUCUGUAGACGUCUCCUUCGCGACACAGUUUUUUAUUCGCAGUGUUGACUGUCAAUCGUGAAUAAUAUAGCAUUGAAGCGGUGAAAACUUUGUGCAAAACAGUGUUAUCAACUAGAUCUACACAAAGUGUGUUCGUGGAUUGUUCUGCAUGUGUCUUGAAGAUGGGAUCGAUAUUGGGACCGUCGCCUUCACAUGAAUGUCGCUGGGUAGAAUUCAGCAGUUCUCAACCCUCCAACUAAUGCCGAUUCGAAUCUCCACUUCUGUGUGAAACGUUGUGAUCAGGUGUUUAGCCAUGGUCUUGGCAAAUGUAUUUGGCUUUCCUUCUACCACGGGAUUAGCGAGAUUCCUAACCCCUGCAACACAACCUAUACUACAGCUGCCGUGUGCCAAAGUCACAUCUUGCCUAACUUUAGUUUUGUUGAUAUGUUUUGAAACUGUUCUCCUGUCAACCGUCAGUGAUUGUACCAAGUCGUUCUACGUCCACUGGAACACCACCAAUCCAAUAUUCAGGAUAGACAACACAGAUCACAUAAUAGAUGUGAACAAGGGCAACAUACCUUUCGAGUAUGACCAGGUGAACAUCAUCUGUCCCGUGUACACACCUGGCACUCACGAGGAGGAUGCCGAAAAGUACAUUAUUUACAAUGUAUCAAAAGAAGAAUAUGACACUUGCAGGAUUACGAAUCCAAAUCCGCGUAUCAUAGCAAUCUGUGAUAAGCCCUACAAGCUGAUGUACUUCACCAUAACCUUCCGUUCAUUUACUCCUCAACCGGGAGGAUUGGAAUUUCAGCCUGGGCAAGAUUAUUAUUUCAUAUGUUUGAGCGAGAACGGUUUGAGUACACCGGGGUUGAUCAGCAGCCAGCCGCCCCGCCCGAGUCAGCGUCCACAGACCACCAUCCAGACACCUCAGCCCCCUCUGCAUCCUCCCCACCACAAUCCCAACCCUCCUGCCACUCCACAGCAACCGCACCCCGUCAAGCCGACCACUUCUUUCGUCAAGCCCACCACUAAGAAAACAAACGAUAAUGAUAAACUGCAGAACGAGGUUGUCAAAAAUGAGGAGCUAACCUACAAUAAGGCUCACAGCGUGACGUUUUUGGCCAACUUGUGGCUGUAUGCGCUGAGCUUGGGUGUCACCUGGCUGCUCAGGCGAUAGAGCUGCACCUGCAGCUUCGAAAAUCAGCUGACUCAGCUGAAAACAGCGCCAGACCACGUGACCCUCUCACCAACAACCCCUACUAUGGCCUAAAUAGACUGGCUGACGUGUAUCAAAUUAUAUUAUUAUUAUUAUUAUUACAAUGUGUCGAGUAAAGUGGUAUCUCUGCCAAGUCGAGAGAUUUGAUUUGAAGCAGAACUGUUGUCGCGUGUCGAGAUAAAAUGAUAGAAGCACCGGGUCUCUUAUGGUACGAGCACCGGUCUGAACGACUGAGAAUAGAGUUUUUAAAUUAUUAAUUUAUAUGAAUUUGAUCUAAAUAGAAAAAACACUCGAUGUAACUUAUUUUAUUCUUCUAAUGUAAUAUUAUGUUUUAAUUAUAUUAUAUAUAUUAUGUACUUUACUUGCGAUGAAUGUGAAAGAGUUGUUGAUGGAUGAUGAUGAUAAUAUAUAUUAUAUAUCUUCAGAUGUGUCAAUCAGUUUCUUCAAAGUAGGAUGUAGUUGAUAUUUAUUGAAUGUUGAAAUUUAGUACAUUUAAUAACAUGGUUGUUAUCUGACCGGUACAUCACUUUUGUUCACUCAUCUCCUUGAGCAUAAAACACACAUUUAAUCUCUGAUCUUGUAGUGCAGGUCACUCGAUCUUAACGGGCGUCAACUAUAACGGGUGUCAAAUACAAUUAACACCUAUUGCUAUUGUCCUUAUCGCUUGUAAAUAAUCAUUUGAUGUGAGUAUAUUAAUAUAAGUUAUUGUAUUCAUAUAACAUUUGGAAUAAAAUGUUGCAUUUAAUUGUGAUAUAUGAUUUAGUGUAGUUACCUUAUAAAAUUAGGAUAGGACGACGAUAAUAAUAUUAAUAAUUACUUAUUGACUAUGUAUCAUCAAUACUGUGAAUCACUUCGACUUCUUUCAUGUUCCAAGUCUCAUUGAGAUUCCUCCCACUUUCAUUUUUCCAUGUAUUAUUCAAUGAAUAUAUUUUCGUAGUGCCACUUCUCCCAGUUCCACAAUUCCAAAAUUCCACUUUGAAUUUUGUAACUAAAUGGUUUGUCUUGUACUCAUCUACUUUUUACCACUUUUUUGGUUUAAUUAUCUCAGUAAAUAGUUGAAGGCUUCAAUUCGAUUGUAAAUAUUCUCAAACAGUCUACUAACAGAUUUAUAUACAACGUUGAACGUUUAUUAUUAAUUCAAAUCUUUGGUAAAUACUACAACGUUUUAAUUCAAUUACAGUUUCAAACAAACAAAAAGACUGAUUUAGAUUUUCAUAUUUAAAUUCGAGAUUGUUGUAUAUUUUCAAAUCAUUUAGAAUAUUCCAAAAUAAAUGGGUAGUUUUUAUGUUAGAACUCUGAAUUUAAAUCCAGAAUUUAUGCUUCAGUUGGUUUAUGGAUAUUCCCAAUUGAAUUCUUUAGAAGUAUAGGAUGGUCGCCUUCAACAUUUCGUUCAAAUCAUUUUAUACAUUAGCUUCAGUGGGGAUACUGUUCAGUGGGGGGAUGCUGGAGCUUCAAAUAUAUCUUGAUGCUGGGAGGAAUCACUGUCAAAAAUCGAUGAUGUGUUGUAGUCUUCAAAUACAUGGAAGCUUCUAGCGGACAUUAUCCCCACUGAAGAGUAUAUUUGAAGAUGAUGUAUACGAUAUUUGGCCGUUGUAUUCGACGGUACAGGAAUUCAGUCAUUCAAAUCACUAUUCUAACAAAUCGCUUCUGCUGUCGCCUAUGAGGUGCUUGAAAAAGUCUUGAUUAUUUUGAAACAACAGCUUGGAAAGUUGAACUUCCCUACAGAUUUUAUCUGGAUUCAAUAACCCAUAUUUGACUUUGCACUCUGCCAAAUGUUGAUCCAAGUAGGUUCGAAUUCGUGUCAGUUCUGUUGAAAUGUUCUGUCAAACUUCAGCCGAACUGACAAGAAUAGAAACAAACCCACUCUACACCAAAUACUUGGAUCAGCAUUUGGCAGUAUGCAAAAUAAAAUAUGUUUUUUUUAUCCAAAUCAAAUGUUCGACACCGCAUUAGGGAAGUUUAACUUUCCAAGUUAUGGUUUCAAAAUAUGCAAGACUUUUCUCAAGCAACACAAUACUAAUAGGUGACAUAGCAAAUGUGGUUUGUCGAGAUAGUGAUUUAAUGCGUUGAAUUUCCGUAGCUUCGAAUAUUAUAGUAAAAUCAUCAUAUACAUAAUCUUGAAAUAUACUCUUCAGUGAGGAUGCGUUCAUCUAGAAGCUUCCGUGUAUUUGAAAACUGCGGACAUCGAUUUUUGGAAGCGCUUCCUCCUAGCAUCAAGAUAUAUUUGAAGCUCCAUCAUCCCCACUGAAGAGUAUAUUUGAAAUGAAUAAAUUUCAUAUUAUGAAGUAGCUCUAACGAUGCUUUUCUGCUGUUUCAACUUAUUUAUACUACUGGUCACUCAAUAAUAUGCUUUAAUAUUACAUUUUCUUUCUGAGUCCCACAUUUUAUGAUUUACAUUAAUUGAAAAAGUACCAUUAUUCCAAUAACUCAUCGAUAUUAUUGAAACAAGAAAUCAGAAUUCCAUCUUGAUAAAUGCGUAGAAUACUCUUGAAACAAUCUAAUUUCCAUAUGAUCACACUCCAUUGGAACCAUCAAGCAUUUGUAAAUAUCUCUGUACUAUAUGAUUAUUUUGUGAUUGAUGGUAUGUAAAUUGUUUUAUGAAUAUUUUUCUUGUACAUGAAUUAUGUAAUCAUGUUUCCUAAUAUUGAAGGAUAUAAUAUAAGUGUAAUGAAUAUAGAUUGGAUUAUAUAUAUAUAUAAUUAAUUGUACUGAUAGCGAAGUGAUUUUCGUGUAUUGUAACUACUGUUUGUUGUCACCCUGCAUAGAGGUCGAGUUGAAUGACAUUCAAUUUAACUGUUUUUUUUUUUACUUAUGAGAUAAAGUAAUGGCAUUGAAGUGUUUUAAUGCUCAAGGAUUAGGUCUGUACUGGUCAAGUGUACGAUAGUAUAAGAAACUUGUAAAAAUAAAAUAUGCAGCUGUAUUAUUGGUGUAGUGUGCACUAUUUGCUAGAGAUUUAUUAACCGUGAAUAAGUUUCUCAAACUGAAUUAUGAGUUCAGUGAUUAUUCACUCCGAAUUAUUUUGAAAAGUAUAAUAUUAUUCUUUGACACACACAUUGACAUAACAAAAGGAUUUUUAAACGUUUAAAUUUCUUGUUGAUCACUACAACAAACAUUUUGUAUAAUCUAUUGUGUGAAAGUAUGUAUGAUGAGACUUUCCUGAAAUCUAAACUAAGUAACUUUGUGUAAAUAUAUUCCUUUCCAUUUAUUAAUAGAUAUUCGUUGAAUAAAUCUAGCUUGAAUGUAUUGUUUGUUUGUGCUGAAUUCUAACAUGAUUUUUGCGUGUGUGUUAGUUGAAUGUAUUGAGGUAAACAAUUUGUUUCUAAGAUAUUUAAGAGUAGGUACCCAUUCAAUUGCUUACAGCAGUUGAAUAUCCUCCAAUAUCUUUUUUAUGAAAUUUGUAUCCCACAAUCUAUCCUCCACAUGCACAAUUCCAUUCAGAGAGCCAAAACUUUGAAAGUUUCCCCCUCAAAGAGUUGACAUUUUGAAAUAUCUGAGAAGCUUAUAAUGUGAAACUAACCUUUCCCAAAACACUUUGAAAAUACAGUAGUUAUACUGAACCUUCAUGUUUUCUAAAAUAUUGAGCAAGUCUUCAAGUGCUUAAUCGUUUUGGUGCUUCUUAGUCCACUUGUAAUGAACUGAAUUUGAAAAUUGUCAAAGUUUUAUACAUCUAUUUGGUGUGCCUUAUCUGCCUUAGGCUCAAUUUGGCACGGAAUAAAAUUUCUACAUCAGUCUCUCUCCCUUCCAAAAUGAUUCCAUGAAUCAUUGAAUAUUUCUUAUUGAAUUUCUCCCUUGAUCCUCCAUCAAAUUAAAACUUACAAGGAAAUUGCUCAUUCGAGAAAACUUUUCACAAAUAUCAAUCAUUAAUUGAUAAUUAUUUUCUAUAUUGCAUUUGUCUCAGUUCCUUCCAAUAUUUUACUCCUUAUUUUUACAUUCCAUUACUUCACACGUAACUAAAUUGCGGUAUUUAUAGUAGGCCUACUGCCCAAAAUUAGUUAUUUUUCAAUGGAGUAGAAGAAUAGAGUAGAAAUUAAUCCAUGUAAUAGAAGAGUAUUCUCAGUUAAAAACUUCCAUUAUUUAAAGGAGAAUUAAAGAGAAUUUUAACUAUUUUAAUAAAUAAUAGAUCUUAUAUCAUUUUACAAUUUAAAGAAGUUUGAUGACUGACUCAAAUUGAAUUUUUCAAAUGUAUUACAGUUUAAUUAAAGUAUUUGACAGCUCAAAUCAAAGAAUGGAAGUCUUUGAUUUUGAAAAAAUACUUAUCGGCCCAAUAUCUGAUACACUAUUUCCUAAUGAUUGUUCCAUUGUGCCAUCCCUAUUUUUAUUUUUAUUCUUCAUUUUUUGAAACAUUAGAAAUAAACCCAGUAGCUACUGAUGGCUUGUAGCAAUACAGUACAAGUAGUAUCACUGAUUCUGGUAUUGGUGUAUCAUCUAUCUAAUUCUUAAUCUUCAUUUUCAAAGUUCAUGUUUGAAUUAUAUUAUGCUUUUAGUAAGCCAAUGUAUGAUCAUAUGUUUUAUAAUUUUUGUUUUUGUUUGAGAUGCUACUAUUUCGUAGUAGAUUCGUAUUAGUUCUAUAUUCUUUCAACCAAAAGUAGAUAUUAUUUCGGUAGUUUUUCCUCUCAUUCUCAAUAUUUUUCAUUUGGAAAACUUGUAUUCUAGUUGAAAAUUUGACAAAAUUUAUCUUAUUGGUAUGUGUAUAAAUUCAUUAAUGAAGAGUCGGAUGUCUUUUGAUAUAGAAUACUAUGGCUAUAAACAUGAUGUACAUUCACAACUCCCUUGUGAUAUUAAACAUUUUUAUUCUUUGAUAUCCUCAAAUUGAAUCGAAUCCAAGUCAUCCAAAAAUUAUCAAAAAAUUUUAGAAAAAUUCAUUAUCAUUUCGAUCUUAAUUGAAAUGAGACAGAAUUGAUUUUUUAGUUUUUGUAACACAUGAAUUAUUGUGUAAAUUAUUUUCUCCUUGACAUUUUAGUUACAAUUAGUGAAUACAGUCAAUAAACUAUUUGUGGAACAGAUCCUUGGACACAUAUUAGUUGGUGUUAUUGAAAUGUUUCCUUUUUAAAGCUUCUCAAGAGUACCCAUUUCACCAACCCCUGCCUAAAAAUGUUUCUGACUAUAUCUCAAUCAAUUCUGAUUUGAACUGCUGUACUCCUACUUAUGGUUUCACAUGUUGAACUGACUUGGAAUAAGAGUGUUGUUUUGUAAAGAGUUCUAACCAGCUUUUAAUGGUUUGAAAAUUGAGCCUAAGUUAAUCGGUAAUCUUGAUAGUAUGUAACAAUUACUGGUACUUAGUAGUAGAUCAUAAUUAGGUAUUUUCUGACGUGUAUGUAACAGCAAUCACUCUGUACAUGUAGGAUACUCUCUCAAUUUUAAUGUUUUGCUAGUAAUUGUCUCAAACGCCCGAAGUGGAUUCGUUUGUAGACUAUUAUAUAAUGUAAAGUAAAUAUUAUGGAUGUUCCCUUGAAUUCCCUGUGUAAUAUUGAUUCAAAUAUUCGUGUAUUUUACAAGUUCACUGUUGUAAAAUAAUUUAAUCUCAGUCUCUAUUCCAAUUGACUAUUGUUAGUUACUGUUUCCCUUAAUAAAAUCGAUGUAUCUUAUUCAAUGAACCGAGUUCAUUUGUGAUCUCAUUCUUUUAUUUUUUCUAAAUCAUGCAUAUUUAUAUAUACUCGAUAUUAUUCGUUCCAAAUAUCCAUAAAGUAUGUGCAAAAUAGAUAAAUGCUCAUUUUUGUAUUAUUCGGUGUGACUUUUCUGGUUUCUGACUAUUGCAGUAUGUAUUUUAAACAGUAAAACAUGUGUUUAAAGUCAAUAGUCCAACUUCAAAUCUCUCAAAUAACUCCUUUUAAAUUAAAUAAUUUAUGAUUUUAAAAAAAUUUAACUUGUAAUUAUUUAAAAAUUAUUAUUUAUAUUUGAAAGAAUAUUUAUUAUUUGAUGAACAAUCACGUCUAUAUUUUAUGUAUUUAAAUGUGAUUCAUUUCUAUAAUAAAUUAUAUAAUAUGUAAUAUUGAAUUUUUACUGUUUGUCAGUUCCUAGCAUUGGAACAAUAUUUUGUAUUCAACAAUAUGAAGAAAAUAUAAAAAAAAGUUUAUAAAUAAAUUUUAUUGUAGAUAGAUUAUUCUAAUAAUUAUUUUAUGAUCCGAGUUUCAUUGGAGUUAUGCCAGAAAUGUGGGAUCACAUGUAAGAAACAUAACGUUCAAAUUUAAAAUCAACACUAUCAAUCUGAUUCGAUUCUUCAAUGAUCUUGAAUUUUCUAUUUGAAGAGCCAUGUGUUUUUUCCUUCUUUCUCAAUAGUGAAAUUGUUUUUGAUUUUAACAUUUAACUUGAAUAAUCAUUAUCUCUACAUAAUAUAUUGAAUCUUCUUGUUACUUAUUCAAUCAACUAUUUUUUUACUGUGCUCAUAUGAAGAAAAUGUUAUAAAAUGGAAGUUCACCUGUAAACGCAUAUAAACUCUGAAUAUUUAUCGUAUUUGGGCAAUGUACAUAGAUGUAUGUUUAUCCACGACAUUUGAUGGGAAAUCUAAUUGUUCGUCUUUCUAUAGUACUAUGUGAGAAUCCAUCCAACUUUAUCGAUCGAUAUCAUAGAUAUGUAGCUAAUUUUCUUGAAUUAGCAAAUUGUAAGCUAAAUUUAUUUCUUAUGCGCCUUCUAUCCAUUAAUACUUAUUCUACUUGUUUCAUCACUUGAACAACACUGAGAACUUUCGCCUACAUUUCGAAUUAGGUUAACUUUUAUUUUUGUAUGAAUGGCCAUUUUUUUGACAAUAAUAUUGUACCAUCUCAGCGUAUUUCAUAUGUUCAAAGUUUUUCCUUGGGGUUUUGGAAGAGCUCAAACAAAUUUUUUUUCAAGAAAGUUAGUUGCAAACAGACCGUAAAUUUAUUCAAGCUUUCGCACUUCAAAAUCACAAGUAUUGUGGGUUUUUCACCUAUUUCAAUAGAAUGAAUAUAAUAUUGAUUAAUUCAAACUGGAGGAAAAAUGUACCGAACAGUCUACAUAUUAUAGAAAAAAAAUGCAAUUGCCGACUAUAUUUAUUUUUUGAAUAAUCGCUGGGAUGGAUUCUUAGUGAAAGUCUAUUAGUCCAUAAAACGUUUGUUGAAUUCUCAACAUUCUAUUAAAUGAGUAUUUUCACUAGACGGUAUUGGAUGUUAAUCAUUUUAGAGGAAACGAGUGCAAAAUGUAAAAUGUUCAACUUUAUUCUGAAAACAAAAAUAAAAUUUAUGUACUGUAUUUGAUGGUAUGGUGCUAUUGUUAAAUUUUUUCAGAAAUUCUCUCUUGCAACUAUUAAUGUGUUCAGUGGUAGAAAUUGACUUAUAUUUUUUAGGGAUUGCUUAAACAAUAAUAAUGUAUGGCCAUUUUUUUGGAUACUAGAAAUGAGGAUGGAUCUCCGAUAAAUUGUCGGAUGUUAAAUGUCAAUAAAUUAGAAAAUGCAAUUAUAUUGUAUUUUCAGUAUUGGGAACUAUAAAUUGAACUUUUGAUGGUUUAUGUGUCUAGAUAUGCCUUAUAUUAUAGCUGGAGUUUGUUUAAAUUUGAAAGUCGAAAUUCUAAUAUGUUCCUCAAUAAAUAAUAUGUGAACUGACUAUAAGAAUAGUAUGUCAGUACUUACUUGAAAUUGGAGUAAAUAGAUGACACAAAUUGACAAUUCGAUGAUGUUACUAUAUUACUUUUAUGUUUAUUCGUUUUGCUAUAUCGUCAAAACUUGUUAUUUUUGUAGAUUGAUAUUCAUGGAUUUUAUAUAUCAUAAUAUUCAAACUAGGCUACAGAUAGAUUUAAUGUAGCACAAAUCGAAAAAGCACUUUACUGUUAAUUUGGGUAGGGUUCCCAAUUGAUUCAUGCCAAUAUAUUUGCUUCAAUGAAUUUCCUUGUUCAUGCAACUUUGAAAAUAAUAUUGAAAUGAGAUUGUAUAGUGUUAACAUUAUUUUUUUUCAACAAAUUAUGUCAUUAUGUGGAAAACAGCUACAUUAGAAAUAUGCGAACUUUGCUCUCAACGAAUAAAAUUAAAAUAUCAGUCACUGUUUUCAACUGGCAACAAUGCAUAUUAUAGCACAAGCAUAUUUUGAAAAUGCAUUAGCACAUUAUUGAGUUGAAGAGGUUCAGAGAGGGGAAAGACAUUACUUUAAUAAAAAAGGGUAUAAGCAAAACAGAAUGAAAAUUAGAAAUUAUGAAGAGGUCUCAAAUGAGAAUAAUUUCAAAGAGUUUUCAGAUUGUUAUUGCAAAUAAUUAACUACCUUUCGGUAAUCAAUAAGAGGUUGAAAAUUGUAGUACUCACUUGUAAUGUUUCCUCGUGCUUCAACUGAUUUUAUAAAUUUCCCAACAUUUCAGAAAAUAAUUUAUCUAUACUGCAAUUGAUAGAGUGAUCAUACUACUCUUGAAAUUAGUUCCUUCUGUUGAUAUUUGAGCUUCAUUCAAGUGCAGAAAUAACUGAAUAGAAGCUUGAUUAUAAUUUAUCUUUACUGCAAUUGAUAGAUUGAUUAUACUACUCUUGAAAUUAGUUCCUUCUGUUGAUAUUUGAGCUUCAUUCAAGUGCAGAAAUAACUGGAUUGAAGCUUGAUUAGUUUUUAUUCAUCAUUUUUGCUCUCUAAAUUCUGAAAAUUGUUUUUUUUUUAAUACCUAGCUUUAGUUAUGUAGUUUCUUUUAUAUUGGAAUUGUAUUUACUCAUUUGAAAUAUCGAGAUCCACCAACGAUUGUUUCAAGUAAGUCGUAUGGUCGGAAUUUGUACAUAUAAAAUAGAAUAUAACGCGUAUGAAAAAAGAGCUGAUUUUACAUGUGCAAUGCAUAGCACUAUGCUCAAUAUAAAACUCGAGAAUUUCGUAGUGGUAUUGUCAUUUGACAAAUACUAAAUACUUUUUUCAAUUCAUCGUGUUUCCUCUCGUAUUUUCUCCAUUUACAGUAUUGUAUUUGUAGAAAUCCACUGUGCAUCAGCGAUGCAUAUCUUCUAUCUCUACUUGUAAAAUAUAUUUGAAAUGAAACAAUGUACAGCCUAUAGUUGAAUAAGAUAUCCUACAGUUGAAUUCAUCAGAGAAAUAUUUACAUUUAUACACGUCUAAUGAAAAGCCAUUAUGUAUUGCAAUCUCAAGUGGAGCAUGUUUUAUCUUAUUCGGUGCCAUUUUCUUGUAAAUAUAAAUAGAACGAUAGUAUUGAAAAUUAGAUUAAAAUGGUUUUCUGUUGAAUGUUUCACUGAAGGCACUAUCAACCGACAUCUUUUUAAAAACCGUGACUGUGAUGAGGAAAUUGUUAUAAUAACUAAUGAAAAAAGAUUUGCAACCAUGAAUUUAGUACAGUAAUUGUAACAUGGUGACACAUUAUUUUGUGCAAAAUUGAUAUGUAUUAAUAAUAACAUUGCUUACCGUAUCCCAUUUCAAUAGCCAUUUUCACAGUCUGAGGAAAACAGUAACAGAACAGAACAGUAUAAGUAGCUGCUCCAGUAAACGGUGAACUCCGUAAUGACCUUUUUGUCUCUUGUGGGUCUAUUGAGUGUUAUUAUUCAUACUAUCUGUGGUUUUCGUCAACGUAAAAUCUACAAAGCGAUUUACCAAUAUAUUUCUUUCUUGAAUGUGGAAGAUGGGGAAAAAACAUCUACAUACUCUAUGUUGAACUCUGUUGUAGGCAAUUAUCAAGCACCUUAGUCAUUACACUAAGCUACAUUAUGGAAAUGUUAAUUUUAUAACUGACUUUUGUACAAAAUAAAUAACUGUAAUGUAUGAA
Messenger RNA from Nilaparvata lugens (brown planthopper), 10897 nucleotides. RefSeq names its product ephrin-A2 (gene Ephrin). The transcript is spliced from 5 exons. Gene Ontology annotation, biological process: ephrin receptor signaling pathway; axon guidance. Gene Ontology annotation, molecular function: ephrin receptor binding. Bases 314 to 1177 code for a protein of 287 amino acids. The record is from RefSeq and is a predicted model, not a curated record. Lineage: Eukaryota; Metazoa; Arthropoda; Insecta; Hemiptera; Delphacidae. Gene Ontology annotation, cellular component: plasma membrane.